Peronospora farinosa is the source of this 1164-nucleotide messenger RNA. NCBI's taxonomy places the organism in Eukaryota, Oomycota, Peronosporomycetes, Peronosporales, Peronosporaceae. The record is from the annotation of a GenBank genome assembly.
AUGCCGCCAGCCGACGACGAGAACGUCAAGACUAGGGCUUCUGUGAAUGUUACAGCGAUGCAAACGACACUGGAUGAGUCUUUGCAAGUCCCUGCGCAGUUGAAAAAAGCGCCAGCAGUGACGGGAUCCCCGAAAGUGGCUUUUGUUGAGAGCGAAGGCGAGGAAGAAGACGAAAUGGUCGAUGCACUGGAGGAUUUGAUUCUGGAAGCCUACAACAACAUGCAAAUUGAUGGGGAGUACAUAUUCUUGCCGGAAAAAGUAGCGGAGAAGCUGCACGAGGUUGCCGAGCAGAUCAAGUUAAGGCAGAGUGAAGAGGAACAGCAGAAAGAAAGAAAUAGAAAUGCUGGACAAGAUAGCAAUAGUGGGGAUAAUGCUACUAGGAAGGCUGACGUGGGGGAAGUAAAGGUGCUACCUGAAACAUUAACAGAUCGACCAGAAAAUGAGAAGGAACAGGAGCAGAAACAGGAAAAGGCACAAGUAAAAAAACACGAGAAAGCUAGUGUAGAUGAUGCACGUGACAAUACGAGCAAGGACGAUAAAACAAGGCAACAUAAGGUACAGCUGUUGCAAGCUAAGGCAUCCGAGCUGCGUGAAGAACAACACAAGCAGCGGAUUCCCCGAGUGAUGUCGACGGAGAAUAUUUUUAUGGAGCUCCCUUCAGUACCUGAGAUCGAUGAAAUGGCCUCAAGUAGACCGCCAUCACCAUCACCCUCACCACCGCUAUCGCGAUCGCAUAGUGCGCCAAAGACGAGAAUACAAACACCAACUCAAAGCCGCAGAUGCUUUCCUUCUCCGCCACUCUUUUCAUUGACCACACCUCCUAGCGCAAAACCAGACCACACAAGAAAAUUGUCAGUGUCUAGAACACCUCCAGUGUCCAGAACACCUGACCAGUCAGAUGGUAGCAAACGAAAAAGCAAAGUGCUAACUUACGGAACAAGGCGGGAGGCCGCGCUUCGGCAAAAAGAAGACAAAAUGAAGCGUGAGCUACUCGUUCGCGAAACUGCGCGCAAACAGCGCGAGGAUUCGAAGCGGCAGCUCGAGGAGGCCCACCAGCGAGAGAUAGAGGAGAAACGUGAGCAUGUGCGACGCAUAAGAGAAGAGAGACUUCUCCGUCGUACAGAGAAGUUGACGGGUGCCAAAGGAGCAAAGAAGAAGGGAUAG